This is a messenger RNA of Lentinula edodes (shiitake mushroom), 995 nucleotides long. RefSeq lists its product as uncharacterized. NCBI's taxonomy places the organism in Eukaryota, Fungi, Basidiomycota, Agaricomycetes, Agaricales, Omphalotaceae. Gene Ontology annotation, biological process: regulation of transcription by RNA polymerase II. The transcript has 3 exons. Bases 56 to 883 code for a protein of 275 amino acids. The record is from RefSeq and is a predicted model, not a curated record. Gene Ontology annotation, cellular component: nucleus. Gene Ontology annotation, molecular function: DNA-binding transcription factor activity, RNA polymerase II-specific; RNA polymerase II transcription regulatory region sequence-specific DNA binding.
CUGUACAUGUGCCAACAGCCUUGCAGCUGCGCUUUUUUGCUUUGUACCGAGAACGAUGUUUUACUGCGAAAGAUGUGCUCGCGAAUUCACCUCUCCUGGAGCCCUACACGCUCAUUGUCGAGACAAAAACGAUCACCCAUACUGCGCGGACUGCGAAAGGCUCUUCAGAAACUUUGAUGCGCUGGACAAUCAUACUCGGGAUGUGCAUUUCGACUCAGACGACGACUACUAUGAGACUGAUGACGAUAAUGCUAACGUAUAUUGUCAAUCGUGCGACCGCGAGUUUCAGGACUCGACAAGUCUCAUCCAGCAUCUCGCCGCCAGUUUGAGGCACAACUGGUGCUUCGUUUGCUCAAGAGACUUUUCAAGUCCUAAUGCCCUCGCUCAGCAUUCAUCCUCUCAAGUGCAUCGCGCUCGCGAUAUCAAAUGCCCUUUGUGCUCAGAAGCAUUCAAGAUGGUUUCUGCUAUCGCUCAGCAUAUCGAAUCUGGCUCUUGCCACCAUAGUAUCAACCGACGCACGGUCACCGAAGCUGUUAAAUCUGUCGUUCCAUCCAUCUCUAUUGAUCGCCGGAUCACCGGAGGUAGCAGUUCGACCACCACCACGACUUACUACGCCACAGGACGCGCAUACAAUGGCGUUGCGUACGAAUGUUACCUUUGCCACAGAACUUUCACCACCUUAAAUGCAUUGAACACACAUCUGAACUCGCCUGCUCAUGAUUCGAAGGAAUUUAGGUGUCCGAAAUGUCGAAGGGAGUUUUCUUUGAUCUCGGGCUUGAUCCUACAUAUCGAGAGCGAAACGUGUGGUGUUGCGAGGUUCCAGCAAGUUCGAGACCAGAUGCAGGGACUCACGAAUAAUUUCCGGAGAAUGUUGACGAUGUAAUGCUCGGUGCCCUCUACGUAAGUAGUACCAGCAGCAAGCACGUAAAUUUUACACAUGUAUCAUACCACCUUAUAUCAGUACAUAUUUCACUACGUCUCAGAAGAACACAAAA